AUGGCCAACAAUCGUGGGCGUCGUCGGGCUCAGGUUCAGGCGGGGAAUCCCACUUAUCCGCCGCAUCAUCAGCAUCCCCACCAUCAACAUUUGGCGGCCAUGGCCGCCUUUCAACAGCAGCACCAGCAACAGCAGCAGCAUCAUAGACUACCGUGGAACGGAGCUGGUGUGAUGCUGCCGCCACCCAAUCAACAGCAACAUCGUCCGCCAGCUCCACAUCCACCUCCAUUACUUUCGGGAGCGGGAUUUGGUCAGCCUCCGUCGGCGCAGUACUUUCACCAUCAUGCGGGAUUGCUGCCUCCACCGCCGCCGCCUUUGCCGCAGACCACGCCCACGUCCACGCCCGCCUUCGACUUCUUUAAUGCCAAAAUGUUUCCAAAUUAAGCUAAGCCAGCACUUACAGGCUGUACUUAAAAAACAGACGAACAGAAAAUCUCAAAAUGUGCAGGAACACACAGAACAACACCCCCAAAAAAAAUUGCACUUUAGACAGAGUCAGUGUCAAAAACGAAGAGAGAAAUAUUUUUUAUAGCCAUUUAACCAGAAAAAUGAGAAAACGUAGUUAAAAAAAACCUUUCGUAUGAGCGAAUUUAUUAUUUUUACAAUGUUGAAACCACUUUGUUUUUAGUAUUUUAUUAAUUUACCUUACCGCCUAAGUUCGAGAUAAGGGCUAAAUAUUUUUGCUUGGCCCCGACUCGUUUAAAGAUAUCGUUUUAUCUAUUUUUUUAUGCAUUAAUGUUUUAGUUUUAGGAGCUGGAGAUACCAGUACCAAGUACUGCAGAAUACUCAAAACUCAAAUCGUUAAGAGCCCACUCCUAAAUGGAAUAAAUGUAUAUUUUAUACGAUUAUGUAUUCUUUUAAGUUGUAACUUUUAGUUUCGGUUAAGCGUUUAAAGCCAAUGCAAAGCCGCUUGAAAGGAAUUUUCCACCCACAACCUCCGGACCAAACUGAAAAGCAAAGAAAACAAAGAAAGUACUAGCAGACAAUACCGAGACAAGACCAGAGAUACAAAAGUAUUAAGCAGCGAAACUGUAUUAAAGCCACCACAUUGUAAAGUCCACGCCCACACCGCCCCCAUUCGUAUAUAGUUUAUGUUAAAUGGAAAACCCACCGCUUGCCGCGCGUUUCAAGCUCUCUUACUUAAGGAAAAAAAUCUUUCUCGAACUACGCUUUAAAUUUCCCUCUUAAAAACCCAUUCGCGAAAUGAGCACAAAACACCUACAAGAUCAUUCCAUUUGGCCAGAGCCGCGCCCCAAAAAAAAGGUGCAACUCAUGCAUUUAAGGCCUCCGGCUGCCGCUUGCCACUCGACAACCCACUAAAUCUAAAAUCUAAAUCUAAUGCUAAACUAAAAAUAAUGCUAACUAAUAUUUAAUAUAUACGAAACGAAUACAAAAACUUAAUUUGGCCUUAUUAAAGAUUAUUUAACGAUUAAAAAACGUUUCAGAAUAUUCAAAAAAAAUACUAGCAUGUAAUAAUGAAAAGAAAACCUUUGGAAAAGUCUCACGAAAAAUCUAUUAGCAAAAUUCCAUGUGCGUAUUAAAUGUAAAAAUCAAAAACGGAAAACGGAAAACCAAAAGACCCUAUUAACUAUCGAAAUGUUUGCCAUGACAAUAAAUUUAUGACUAAAUAAUUGAUAAUGCUUUCGAUUUCUGAGCUAGCCAAAAAACCAAAGAAUCAAAUCAACUUUCAAUUAUAAUCGUUUCUUACUCAGCCACAAACUAUAAUUAGUUAAAGAACAAACAACAAGGUUUCCAGAACAACGAACAUUUCUUUUUUGAUGUUUAACUUGUCCAAGGAAUUUUCGCCCAUGAUUUUUUUUUUGCUUUUCCAGACACAAAAACAAAAACGAGAACAACAACUCACAAAAAAAUGCAUUUAAUACUUAAUUAAUUUUUAUAUAUUUGUAUUUUUAAUGAAGUAGAGAACGGAGUGCAUGGUCGAUGUCGAUCAUAAGUAUAUAUGUGUAAAUACAUAUAUUUUUUGUAAAUUAUUUCGCAAGAACAAAAGCUAGAGAAUCCAAAACCAAAAGCAAAACAAACGCAAACUGUUAUACUCGAGUUGAAAUUCUUCAGAUUUCAAAUACAGCCAGCACACGUUAGCAUAAAUUUAACAAUAAUUACUAUUACAUCCAUAAAUACUUAGCCUAGUUAAAAAAAAAAACCCUUAACAACAACAGAAUGUUAACUUAAACACUAAAAAAAGAAAAACUUAUUUUUAAGCGCAAAUUUGCACUCUAGGGCCUUAUAUGAAAUACACUACACUACAUAACACUCACGUACAUAAACAUAAACAAUUGUUAGUUAUUUAAAUACGAUACACACUUAAUUGGAGGACGAUCGUUUUAAUGUGUUCCAAACUCCGAAACUCCAUCUUUUCUAUUGUCCUACCCCCAAACUCUCUGUUAAAGUUGUUCACCUCACUUUAUGUGUAAAUAUGCGGAGCAGGAAGUACAGUAUACUUGUAUUAUUUGUUUAAUUUUUUAUGUCCAACAAUAGCGAUCCUAAGUUAAGAACCUCGUUGAAACGGCAUCGAAUGUUAAUUUUAUUGCUCGACAGAGAACACCAAAAAUCCGCUAAAAACAUCCAAAACAAAUAACCAAAAAAUAUUGAGAGAUGAUUCAAGUAACUUAUAUUUCAAAUAUU
Messenger RNA from Drosophila elegans, 2643 nucleotides. RefSeq names its product forkhead box protein B2-like. NCBI's taxonomy places the organism in Eukaryota, Metazoa, Arthropoda, Insecta, Diptera, Drosophilidae. Bases 1 to 384 code for a protein of 127 amino acids. The record is from RefSeq and is a predicted model, not a curated record. The transcript has a single exon.